Messenger RNA from Coniosporium apollinis CBS 100218, 1038 nucleotides. RefSeq lists its product as uncharacterized. Gene Ontology annotation, molecular function: oxidoreductase activity. The record is from RefSeq and is a predicted model, not a curated record. The transcript has a single exon. Lineage: Eukaryota; Fungi; Ascomycota; Dothideomycetes. The coding region runs from base 1 to 1038 and encodes 345 amino acids.
AUGGCUCCUGCAGGCGGAAAACAAGCUCGUGUUUACCGCUUCAAUGAGUAUGGCGGACCCGAAAAGCUACAGCUGAAGGAGGAGGAGGUUCCUUACCCCUCUGCCGGGCAUGUCCGCGUUCGGGUCGAGGCAAUGAGCCUGAACAACGCCGACUCUUUGUUUCUUGCCAACCAGUACCUCGAGCCGCCAGCCUUACCUUCGAAGAUCGGCUACGAGAUUGCCGGGACUGUGGAUGCCAUCGGCGAAGGUGUCAAACAAUUCAGUGUUGGGGACCGCGUCAGUGCGAUCCCCGCCUUCUCAGUAGCAGAAUACGCCAACUUUGCGGAGCUCACUGUGCUGCCGGAACGCGCCCUCAUGCAUACACCGAGGAAUCUCGACAAGAUCCAGGCCGCCAGUUUCACCUUUGCCUACUUCACCAACUACUACGGCCUCUUCGACCUGGGUCAGUUGAAGCCCUUUCAAACGGUCUUGAUUACCGCUGCGAGCAGUACAACCGGUCUCGCUGCCAUCAGUAUGGUUCGCGCGGCCGGCUCCACUGUCAUAGCGACGUCCCGCUCGAGCGCAAAAGCGGACGCGCUCAAGAAGGCCGGAGCGAACUACGUGAUCGCGACCGCCGAGGAAGAUCUUGUCGAGCGCGUGCAUGCAAUCACUGGAGGGAAGGGAGUUGACAUCGCAUACGACUGUAUCGCUGGUCCGAUGAGCGAGGCAAUAGUAAACUGCGUGCGUCAGUUUGGGCACUGGGUCGUUUAUGGUGCCAUGGAUUCGUCGCCGGUUCCCUUUCCUGUGCUUCAGCUCAUGGUCAAGACAGUCAAGCUGGAUACGUUCAUGGUGUUCGACUUCACGGGCCAUCCGGGCCUGAAUAUACCAGCCAAUGAUCAGGCGCUGGCGAGGGCUAUGGAAUAUGUCUCGCGCGGAAUUGAGAGUGGGGCCUUGCCGAUUGUUGUCGACAAGGUCUUUGAAGGUUUGGAGGGCCUUCCAGAUGCGUUGAGGCGUCAGCAGAAGGGCACCGGAACGGGAAAGAUUGUAGUUGAGCUGUGA